Nematolebias whitei (Rio pearlfish) is the source of this 1370-nucleotide messenger RNA. It is a transcript of the gene fam185a, whose product is annotated as family with sequence similarity 185 member A. The record is from RefSeq and is a predicted model, not a curated record. The coding region runs from base 108 to 1253 and encodes 381 amino acids. Lineage: Eukaryota; Metazoa; Chordata; Actinopteri; Cyprinodontiformes; Rivulidae. The transcript is spliced from 8 exons.
ACGCGUUUCACGGCUCGCACUGACUGAAUGGCAGCGCAUGUGGUUCAGGAGUUUGAGUUUCUGUGUUCCCAGCAGUUCAGGAGUUGGUUCCCCGGCCGGUUACGGACAUGUUUGGAGUUUCAGCAGCUCAGCGAGGAUCCGUCGGACUCUUCCGCUGCUGGCUGCUGACCGUCAGUCCCACAACAACCCCCCGGUGGCCUCUGCUGUCUUCUCGGUCGUGUUUCGGUUCUGCCCCAGAUAAAUCACCAGCACUCGAACCUCUGCGGCGGUGGGCGCUGACGGUCAGCCCCUUCACCACAGUGAAGGCCCAGGUAUCCUGCAACAUCAUCAUCCGCCCGCUGGACCCGCACGCCUUUCCCGAAGCUGACCGAGCCUUCAUCUCAGUCCACGGUCCGAACAGCCACCAGGUGGACUGUCAGAACCACAUCCAGGUCCACUACGACGAGCAGAACCAGGAGCUGGUGAUCUCCACUCAGAGGGUCGACAGUCACGUGACGAUUGAGAUGGACGCGCCUCUCAAAAGCAAUCUGUUCAUCACCACUGAAGGAAAAGGAGACGUGGAGGUGAAGAAGAUGGAGUGUGAAAUCUGCAGAGUGCAGACACAAACUGGCAACUGUUUACUUCAUUCAGUCAAGGGUCAUCGGAUUGAGGUGCGGUCCCACGGGGGACACGUUACAGGUCUGGGCACGAUCCAUGGCAAUGUGGACAUCAACACAAGAGGAGACGGUUGGGUGAAUGUUAAAAAGCUCCAGGGCACAACGAUGAACGUUUCAACAGAACAUGGGUCUCUGAAGGUCAAAGCCGUCUAUGCUGAGUCCAACAGUGUCUCCUCCUGCUCUGGGCCAGUUGAACUGGGUCAUGUUCACGGGAACACUACAGUGAAGAACGUGUCUGGAGACACCGUUAUUGAUGGUUCGAACAGUUUCCUGAAAGUUUCCUCUAACAGCGGAGACAUUGAUGCGUAUGUGGGAGACGGCGGUGCUGCUGAACUCCACAGUCAGGAAGGAGCAGUGAGUGUGCGUGUCCCGUCCUCGUUAAGAGUUGGUGUGAAUCUCUGCGGAGCGUCGGUGGAGAUCAGCCCGGAGGUUGUUCUGCACGGAGUGGAACACAACACCACUGACGGCUGGACCACACUUACUGGCUGUCUGAACGGAGAGUUUCCAGCCGACCGGUGGGUCAGAGCUCGAGCAGAACGAGGCCCCGUCAGACUGAGGACACAAAGCUGGUUCGAGUCCCUGAAACUAGGAAGCUAGAAGAUGUGAUCAAAGCUGUCGCUCCACCGGAGCUUUAUUUUUUAUAUAAACUGAAUGUUUUCAGCUUGAAUAUACAACUCUGUUCUCAAGAUGUCCAUCCAUCCAUCCAUUUUCUUU